Messenger RNA from Paramecium sonneborni, 1297 nucleotides. Lineage: Eukaryota; Ciliophora; Oligohymenophorea; Peniculida; Parameciidae. The record is from the annotation of a GenBank genome assembly.
AAUAUAUGUUUUCAUCACUAUCUACAAGUUACGAUGAUUUAUGGAAGGCCAUUAUAAGACCUCCAAGAGAUAACGAGUAUACAGAGUAAGAUUUAGGUAUCAUAAAUAUGUAUAUUUAGAUCUAAGUUAAUCAAAAAUAUAAGGAGUAUAGAUUAAGAGAAAAGACUUUUAAAUAAAAAAUAAGAGAGGACUAAAAUUGGAAUGCUCAUUUUUUGAGCCAGUUUAAAAACCAUGUGAACAAUUACCAUGUGUAAUAUACUUGCAUGGUAAUAGUAGUAACAGAUUAGAGUGUUUGCCUUCAUUAUUUGUUCUUCUUCCGGUAUUGUUAUAUAAAUAAAUAUAAUAGCAAUUUAUCUAAGUGUUUAGUUUUGAUUUUGCAGGUUGUGGUAAAUCUGAUGGUGAUUAUAUUUCACUUGGAUGGUAUGAAAGAGAUGAUGUUGAAGUUGUUGUUGAAUGGUUACGUUAAAGCAACAAAGUUUCUACUAUAGGAUUAUGGGGAAGAUCUAUGGGUGCCGUUACUGCCUUAAUGCAUGCAGAUAGAGAUCCUAGUAUUGCCGGUUUAGUUUUGGAUAGUGCAUUUUCAAAUUUAAAAUCAUUAGCAGAAGAAUUAGCUAAGUAAUAUGCUCAAAAGGUUCCAUCAUUUGCUAUAUCAGCUGGAUUGUCUAUGAUAAGAAAAACUAUUUAAUCCAAAGCUAAUUUUGAUAUUGAAAAUAUCAAUCCUCUUAAGAAUCAUGUUUCUAAGGCUUUCAUACCUGCAUUCUUUAUUGCUGCCGAAGAAGAUACUUUCGUUUUACCUCAUCAUACUAAAAAAUUAUAUGAAGCCUAUGCUGGUGAUAAAAAUAUUGUACUCCUUUUAUAAAAAUUUUAAAUAGUCUAUAGUCCCUGGUGACCAUAAUUCUAGGAGGCCUUCAUAUGUUAUGAAUUCUAUAGCCAUAUUCUUUUAUAAUACUCUAUAAGUUAAACAUUUAGUCCCUGAAUUUAAGGUAAAUUACUUUUCUAUUACAUACAGCCUAAUAUCUAGAAAUCUGAUAACCAUUAAUUUGAAGAUACCAAUUUCAUACAUAAAUACAAUAAUCAUGUUGGUAAUGCAAUUCAAGUUCAGGGAGCUUUGAAUGAUUUUGAUGACGAUGAAGAUUUAAGAAGAGCCAUUGAAGAAAGUCUAAAAAUAUCUAAUUCAGAACCUAAUCCAUAAAAUUAAUAAAACUCAUAAAAUAGACCAUAAGUUUAACCACAUAAACAACCUGAAGACUUAUUAAAAUUUUCAGAUGAUGAGAGUUUGCUUUGAAAACAUGAUUAA